CUUUGAAGACGCGUUACACCUUUCAUGAUUGACCUUGUACACCAAAUAAACACCCAUCUUGUAUUAGCUCCAUUUUUUUUGGAGCUUUGUGUGUACUCUUCCAAAUUAUAUAUAAAAAGAAUUCCCCUACCCCGUACUUUGCCUAAUUGAUUCUAAAUUUUCAUACUCUUGGUGGGUUUUCUUGUCCUUAAUUUUCUCAUAAAUUGGGUUGGUCAGAUCACACCCAUCACCAUGACCAUCUCACUGUUUAUGUGUAGACUAAGACAACCCGUAGUAAACGUUCCUUGUAGUGGCAAAAAACUUAAUGUGAGGCAAAUUCAGAAAGAGAAGGUAGUGUUAGUGAUGGGAGCCACAGGCACAGGAAAGUCAAGGCUCUCCGUUGACCUUGCAACAUGUUUUCCAUCAGAAAUCAUCAACUCCGACAAAAUUCAAGUCUACCAAGGACUUGACAUAGUCACAAACAAAAUCUCCAAAGAAGACCAACGUGGCGUACCCCACCAUUUACUAGGAACACAAAACCCCGACACUGAGUUCACAGUAAAUGAUUUCUGUGACACUUCAUCAUCAGCCAUUCAAUCAAUCACUGCCCAUGAACAGCUUCCAAUCAUCGUUGGUGGUUCCAAUUCAUAUCUUGAGGCUUUGAUCGACGAUGAUGAUUACAAGUUCCGAUCAAGGUACGAUUUUUGCUGCCUCUGGGUGGACGUGUCAAUGCCUGUUCUUUAUUCCUAUGUAGCAGAACGAGUUGAUCAAAUGUUUCACAGUGGAAUGGUUGACGAGUUGAGACCCUUUUUCAAUCCCAACGGGGAUUAUUCAAGAGGAAUUAGAAGAGCCAUUGGGGUCCCUGAAUUUGAUGAGUAUUUUAGGAGGGAAGCGUUUGUGGGUGAGGAAACGAGGAAAAAGUUAUUGGAAGAAGCACUUAGUGCAAUAAAGUUGAAUACUUGCAAGCUGGCUAUGAAGCAAUUAGGGAAGAUUCAUAGGCUGAAGAAUGUUAAGAGAUGGGAAAUUCAUCGCUUGGAUGCCACAGCCGUGUUUCGAAAGCGUGGACAAGAAUCAAAUGAGGCUUGGAACAAGUUGGUGGCAGAACCCAGUGCUAUGAUUGUAGCUCGUUUUCUCUAUAAUUCGACCAAUACCAACGUUGUUUCUGGUCUUAGAGUGCCAGCUUCCGAGGGUGUUAUGGCUGCGGCAACAUGCUAG
Abrus precatorius (Indian licorice) is the source of this 1194-nucleotide messenger RNA. RefSeq names its product adenylate isopentenyltransferase 3, chloroplastic. Lineage: Eukaryota; Viridiplantae; Streptophyta; Magnoliopsida; Fabales; Fabaceae. Gene Ontology annotation, biological process: tRNA modification; cytokinin biosynthetic process. Gene Ontology annotation, cellular component: mitochondrion. Bases 232 to 1194 code for a protein of 320 amino acids. The record is from RefSeq and is a predicted model, not a curated record. The transcript has a single exon. Gene Ontology annotation, molecular function: tRNA dimethylallyltransferase activity.